AUGUUGGUGUUUUCGAACGUUCGAUUGCUUUCGGCGUUCGGUUUCCCCCAAAUUUUGACUGAAUAUCUUAGAUAUUGGAGGGUCGGUUUUAGCCAAGUCUCGCCGAUCGCGUGGCUGAAGAUCAUCAGUCUGCUCGUGUUGUUUAGCCAGCAAGGUUGGGAGAUGACGACUCCAGAUGACAUCCGUGCACUCUUCCUAAUGAAAGAAACGAGGAAAAAGUCCGGACAGUUCUCCAUAUUUGUUCGCGAUCCCAGCCCCAAAAUCGACCUCACAAGAACCCUAGCUUCUGAAACCAAGAACCCUAAUCCCCACUUUCCCCAAAUCGACCUCACAAAAAAGUCGGAAAACUCAUAUGUCUCCGAUCAUAGGUUCUGCUAUUGCGAUCAGAGAGCGGUUAUUCAAACCUCUUGGACGACUGAAAAUCCUGGACGUCGAUUUCGUUCGUGCAUUGGGUCUGAGAGAGGACGGUGUGAUUUCUUCUCUUGGGUUGAUCCGCCUAUUUGUAAAAGGGCGAAAGAAAUUAUUCCUGGAUUGUUGCGAAAAUCAAAUGUUUUGCGUGUUGAGAAUGAAGAAUUGCGAGAGGAAAACAUGAGACUGGUUGAAUUGAAGAAGAAACUGGAGUUAGAGAACUCGGUUUUGCAAAUGAAGAUGCAGUCCAAUAAAAAGACCAAAAUUUGGUUGGUUUUGGGGGUUGUACUGUUCUUCUACUUGUUCUCAAAGACCAAAUGCUAG
Molecule: messenger RNA, 732 nt
Organism: Striga hermonthica
Lineage: Eukaryota; Viridiplantae; Streptophyta; Magnoliopsida; Lamiales; Orobanchaceae
Source: the annotation of a GenBank genome assembly